CUCUGUUCCUCUCUCUCUUCACGUCGACUCGUUCCUGAUUUCUGUGUUAACUCUGGAUCUGUAAGGAUGAACUCUGUAAACGUCAGGAAACCUGCUGUGAAAAUCCCAUGAGGAACUGAAGACACUUCAUCCAGGAAUUAAACGCACCAGAUCGUCAUGGAUCUUUCAUUUAUGGCUGCGCAGCUCCCGAUGAUGAGCGGCGCGUUCAUGGAUGCGUCUCCGGUGGACGACUGCAGCACAGAGCACUCGCUCUUCAACUCGACCGCGAGUGUGAACGCAGCGCCGGCUCCCUCAGCGCCGACACCACAGGAGGAGCAGCGCGUGUCCAGCGACGCCGUCUGGCUCUGGAUCGCCAUCAUCGCCACCAUCGGCAACAUCGUAGUGGUUGGAGUCGUUUAUGCUUUUACCUUCUAA
This is a messenger RNA of Rhinichthys klamathensis goyatoka, 414 nucleotides long. RefSeq lists its product as uncharacterized. The record is from RefSeq and is a predicted model, not a curated record. Lineage: Eukaryota; Metazoa; Chordata; Actinopteri; Cypriniformes; Leuciscidae. Bases 157 to 414 code for a protein of 85 amino acids. The transcript has 2 exons.